AUGAACACUUACCCCGCUUCUCAAUAAUUCAGCCCUUACUCUGUUACCAAGCAGCCUUAAGCAUAACAAGUUUAACGAUCGACACCAUUUGAUGAAGAUAAUGAAACUUCUAAUAGUGGAUCUUAAAUAUUCAAUUAAGUUUAAGUCGGAGCCUAAAAUGGUGUUAAUUUGGAUGAGUUAUUUGAUGAUAACCCAGUCAAAUCCAAUCAAGAUUUCCCUUUUUGGGAAUAAGACUCACAAAAAGGAUAACCUUAAAUAAAUACUAAGAAUGCUGAAAAUUCUUUGUUUAAUUUUGAAUAAAAUUCUAACAAUUAAAUAUUUGGAAUAAAUCCCUUCUAUUAAACCUAAACACCUUAAGAUGUAGGGAAAUUGCAGCAAUAGAAUUAAGCCCAAAACACUUAAGGUGUAGCACAACUGUAAAAAUCGAAUAUUAACAAUAAAAAUUAAAUUCUAGACGAAUUUGAUGAAAUGUUUGAAAAAAGUUCUCAGGAUGUAUCUCAACAAGGUGAAUAAGGAUUAAAAGUCCAUUAAAUUUAAUAGAAUAAUCAACAGCCAUUUAAUUUUGAAUAAUAAUAAUAAUAAUAAUAAAUAUAGCCUAAAGUUUAGAAUACAGAUUUAGAUGGGUUCUCUUUUCCAUUUUUUUAAGACACUUUACCACCCUUUUAAAUUAAUUAAAAUACCAACUAAUUUUAAGGGAUUUAAACAACAAAUUAAUAAAAUAGAGAUGUAAAUUAAUUUAAAUUUAAUGAAAUUUUUAAUUAACCAUCAGAUACAAACCUAUAAUUGUAGGUUGACAAUAAAUUACAUACUCCACCCAGUUAGUCUUAAAUAAUCCAAUCCUAGAAAUCAUUGAACGAAAAGCAUAUUCCCAAUUCAAAUAAUAGCUCAUCAAUUAAGCAAUAGCCAUAGUAAACAUUAUAAUUUCCUAUUUAUAACAACAUACCUCAUCAAGAAGCAAACAAAUAACCUUCACAAUUAAAUUUUAGCCUAGAUUUAGAUUAAGGUAAUAAACAGCAGAAAAGUGUAAGCAAUUCUUAAAGAGAUGAUUCUGAUCUACCUUGGGAUGACGUACAAAAAUCUUAGGCAUAGCAAAAGGCUUUUGAUUUUUUUUAAGGACCUAAUUUCUUCGAAAUUAAUAAAGAAUUAAAUUAAUAGCCAACUGAAUAGGUUUAAAAUAAGGAAAGGUUUAACUUAUGGCAAAUAGAUAAUAAUGAAUAAUUUAAUAAUAAUCUGUUUUAAUAAGCAAUCUUCAAUGAUGAGUUAAACUUAUAAUAAAAUUAAGACAUUUUCAAUAAAGAGCAUUAGGCUAUUCCAUCUUCCAAUUCUUUUGAUCAAUUUAAUUUGAAUGAACAUGACAAUAAAACCUAAUUUCAGGCAUAAAACUAAUAAGGUUCCAAUUAAUUUGAUUUCCUUUAGUGGAAACAACAAAAUACAGUCUAAUCGGAAAGUGAUGAUGUAUUGGGGUAAUUUUAAUAGAAAUUAGACUUGCCUUAAAAAGAGGAUGACUCAGAUCAAAAAAUAUAGAAUCAACAAACAAAUUAAUUUGAAUUUCCAUACUGGAAUGAAAAAUAAGCUAAGGCUUAAUCGGAAAGUUAAUCUUCAGUGAAAGAUGCAGAGGAAAAAUUUGAGUUUGGAUGGAAUAAUAUUUAAUAGGGAAAUUUCUAAUAAGAUAAUCAAUUUUCAAAUUGGGAUGGAGAUGAAAUGAAUUAAUAAUAGAAGAUUGACUAUUUUCAUAAGGAUAACUUUGAUCAACACAGGAAACCUUCACAUGAUUAGGAAGGCUCAUAACAUGAACAACAAUCAGUCCAUAAUUCUGAAUCGCCUACUUAAUAGAUUACACUUUAUGGGAAUUAAGGUCAAGAGAAAGAAAAUAAACUCAGAUUUGUUUAGGAUGAAGGAUUUUAUGAUUAGAAGGAUAAUCAGAAAAUCAAUUUUGAUUCGUUUGAUUAAAGGGAGAACUUUAUUGAUGAAUCAAAGGUAAUUCAAUAAUCUUAAAAUAAAACACAGUCAUUUGAAUUUCCAUCAUCAGUUUAAAUGGGUUUCCAUAGUGUGAGAGAAAGCAAAGAAGAUAAUAAUAAGGAAUAAACAUAUGCUGAUUAAAUUAUGGAAUUAUUAUUGCCUAAAAUUGCAGAGAUUACUUAAACUUUGAGUAACGAUUUUAUGAACACUGCAGGCAAUUAUUAGUAAGAAGGGCAAAAUGUAUUAUAUGAGGGAAUUUACAAUAUUUUAUAAAAUGAAAAGAGAAGAAUUGGAUAGAAGAAAGAGAAAUAUAUAAAUUAGUAAGUUUAGAUAAUAGAGGAUAUCAUCGUGCAAUACGAUAAUAAGACUCAUUAAUUGUAGGAGUAAAUUAUCAAGGUCAAGGAGGAAUAGCAAAAGGAAAGGUAGAAAUCAUCAGGUAAUAUGAGUUUUGAUUCAAUUGAGAUAAAGAAAUCUAAAUAAAUAAAUGAGUAAAUUGAAGAAUCACCAAUUUAGAAUAUUUAAUUAUAAGUUAGUCCAAACCCAUAUACGCCAUAAAAUUCUUAGGAGAAACCUCACAUUCCAUUUUAACUAAUACACCAAACAUAAUCUAAGUUUUUAAAUGAAAGUGUAAUAAGUCAAGAUAACAAAGAGGAAGACCUAAUCAAAUUUUAAACAAAUUAUGUGUUCUAAAGACAAAUGUUGAAGGGAUUGUAAUUGAACGAAAUACAGAAAUUUAAAAAGCAAUGUUUGAGUGAUUAAGUAGUAUUACUAGAAACACAAGAAUUGAUGGUUACAUAAAUUUCAGAGAAGAAGGAUAGCUCAAAUUAAGAAUAUAAAACUACAUUAAUUUAUAAAAAUAAGGGGAGCAAAGGGAUCUAAAAUUUAAUUGUUUGCUUUGAAGGAAAAAAAUUAAAAAAUGGCUUUUAAGCUUAUCCAUAGAAAAUAGCCCAUCAAAUUUUAAAGCCUGGGGAAUCAAUAAAGUAAGAGAUCAGAUUUAGAUGUUAUGAUCAAUUAGAAGUAUAUUUGAAUUGCUAUUUAAUAUACACAGUUAUGGAUAAUAGAUUUUAUGGGAGUCAAGGAUAAUAGGGGAGUUAAAACAAUGAGCUUAUGUAUAGAUCAUAGGUGAGUUAUCAAGGUUACAAUAAUUCAUAUUAUAAUUAAUUCUCUUAAGGGUAAGGUAACACUUCAUAUGAUAGGGAUUCUAAGAGAACCUAUCAAUUUAUAAUAGGGAGACCAGUCAACAGAUUCUUCGCAUACAAUUACUGGACGGCGGAGGAACUUAAUGAAUACAAGAUGAGAUAUCAAGGGGAGGAAUUUCCGUUGAAGUCGUUGGAAGAAUUAAUAAUAUAUCACCCUUGGUUGGUGUAAUUAGACAAAUCGACUCUGUGUGGGAAGGUGUUGAUUCGGUUGGAAGAGAAUGAUUAUGACUUUGUUGUGAAGGUAGUGUUGAAGGAUCAGAAGGGUGUGAUAAAAAUGAAUCAGACGGAUAUGGAAUAAAAGUUAUGUGAACAUUUACUAAGUUUUUUAAGUUUUCUAUUUUUUAAAUUAUAUUGA
Molecule: messenger RNA, 3513 nt
Organism: Paramecium tetraurelia
Lineage: Eukaryota; Ciliophora; Oligohymenophorea; Peniculida; Parameciidae
Exons: 2
Source: RefSeq, a predicted model, not a curated record